Molecule: messenger RNA, 1200 nt
Organism: Psammomys obesus (fat sand rat)
Lineage: Eukaryota; Metazoa; Chordata; Mammalia; Rodentia; Muridae
Gene: Pinlyp
Product: phospholipase A2 inhibitor and LY6/PLAUR domain containing
Exons: 6
Coding region: 525-1160 (211 amino acids)
Cellular component (GO): extracellular region
Molecular function (GO): phospholipase inhibitor activity
Source: RefSeq, a predicted model, not a curated record
UCGCGGCGUCCUGGGAGCCUGGCAACAGGAGCGGCGCGGUGAUCGGCAGCCGGGCGCGCUCCGUCCCCCUACCCCGCGACACACGGACAGACAGACAGACAGACAGCGCUCUCGGAACUUCCUUGGCUCGUGGCCUGGCACCGAAACAGAGGGGGAGGGCGCUUGCAGGAGCCGCGCCGCGCCGCGCCGCGCACGAGCUCCCCCGCGUGCUCCCACGAACGCCUCGGCUCCCCAGGGCUCCGCGCGCGCUCUCCGUCCUCUGCGAGCCUGGCCGUCCGCAGGCUGUCCUCUCUUCGGUCCCCUGCAGACCAGGGGCACAGGCCUGGGCGGGGCCGCAGUGGGCACAGCUCACACAGAGGAGAGAGUGUGCGGCGGGCACGCGAAAGGGAAAGGAAGGCGGCGGGCGCCCGGCCCCCGCAGGACGCGCCCGGACAUGCUGGGCGCUCCCAGGGUGGAGGUGGCGCCGGCCCGCCCUUCCCGGCGUCCUAUAAGGACCGGGGACCUGGCGGGCAGGCUCACACACCAUGAGGCUGCCUGGGAGACACAGGACCUUGCUGCUGGCCCUCGCGCUCUGCGCCCUUCUGGGUCUCGGGUGCCCGCUCAGCUGCGAGGUGUGCAGAGGCCCCGGGCACACGUGCAGCGGGAGGAUGAAGACCUGCGAGGCCGACAAGGACGCAUGCGUGGUGCUCGUGGGCGAGGCCAGCUCAAAGGGCCGGAAGUCACUGACCACCUUCAAGGCAUGCAUGAAGUUUAAGGACUGCUACUCGGGCUUCGUGUCCACCACCAUGACCCCCAGCGACUACAUGGUGUCCAAUGCCCACUGCUGCCAGACUGACGGCUGCAACCGAGGCUCGGUGCCCCCUCCCCUGAACAACCGCACUGAGAACGGCCUGACGUGCCCCUCCUGCCUCGCGCCUUUCCACGAGACGUGCCCGGGCACCCAGACCGCCCGCUGCGUGGGCCCCGAGACACACUGCAUCUAUUUCGCUGGCAACGUGCAGGCUGGCAUCAUCAACACCAAGUUCGCCAUGAGGGGCUGCGCCACGCCCAGUGCCUGCCACACCCAGCCAGGAGCUGAGGUCCCCUCAGCCUACUAUCUCUACUUCCUGCGCCGGGCAGACUGCGACCGUGCCCUGUACCCCCUGGGCAGGGGGGAGUGAGCCCCACGCUCCACAUGCCUGUAAAUUAAAUCGGAUGAAC